GGGUGAAUUCAUUUUAGCCAUACAGUUAUCUGAAUGACAGAAGGGACACGCAUGGUGACCCUACAAGUGGAGUUGAAAUGUUUCAUCAUCGUACAAGACCAAGCUUCUUACAAGUGAAUCUUGUGCGUCUAUGGGUUUGAGCAGUUCUUUCAGUGACUGCUGGUCAAAGUGACGGGAGAUGCUACGUCUCCUGUCCCAGAGGGCCGUGAGGCAGAUCGGCACAUUGCACCAUGUGCUCCAGGGCCCUGGUGUAAAAUGCCUGCCCGCGGCAGUCCGGUGCACUGGGGAGACAGCUCCCCACUCUCGCUGGGUGAGUACCUCGGUGGCAGUGAGGGCUUUCACACCGCACAAGUCGAAGGCUGAGGAGGAACCUCAACCCGUCCCACCCCAGAACCAGGCCAGCACAGGCCCACAGCACACAGCAGAGCCGGCACAGGCCCACGCAGCGCCGCCAGAGGACUCUGCGGAGGUGGAUCCCCUCCAGGACAAGUCCAUUGGCCUUGUCCAGAGGUUCAAGAAGACUUUCAAACAGUAUGGAAAAGUGAUGAUCCCAGUGCAUUUUCUGACUUCUUCCAUGUGGUUUGGAGCAUUCUAUUACAGUGCCAUGAAGGGUGUGAAUGUGGUUCCAUUUCUGGAGUUUAUUGGUUUGCCUGAAACAGUUGUUGGCAUGCUGAGGGACUCUCAGAGUGGCUAUGCGCUGACUGCCUAUGCCAUGUAUAAGAUUGCCACCCCAGCCAGGUACACCGUGACAUUGGGCGGAACAUCGCUCACGGUGAAAUACCUCCGUAAGCACGGUUACUUCUCUACUCCGCCCCCGGUCAAAGAGUACUUCCAGGACAAAAUGGAGGAGACCAGAGAACGCUUUUCAGAGAGGAUGGAAGAAACUAAGGGGAGGUUCUCUGAGAGGAUGGAGGAGACCAAAGAACGCUUUUCAGAGAGGAUGGAGGAAACCAAGGACAAGCUGUCAGAGAAACUGCAGGAAACCAAAGACAAAGUGUCUUUCCGAAAAAAAUCAGACUAACUUCAGUUGUAGUUGGAAGAGCAGACUCUCCAUAUCUGUUAAUCAGCAUUCUCAGUUUAAUUGUGUAAUAUGCAUGUGAUUCCUGUUUUAAUCCCAGCAAAUAUCCUCCUUAUGUGCUGGCUGGCACAACGAUCCUGUGCACAAAUAAUUAUCUUAAGGUGACUGCAGGGAAAUGAGCUUACAUAUUUCUUGAACAAUUCCGACUGGUAAUGCAAAAAACCCAGUCCCGGAGAUGAUGUAUUGAAUGUCAAAUUUCAGUGUCCUCUCUCUGGCAUCGGUAUUGCUUCACCAUUUUGGGAUUUUGCUGACAGUUUCACAACUGAAAAAAGCUGAAAGAUUACUGGGUAUGCUGUAUGAAUGCUUGUUUUCCAUGUGUACUUACCCUCACAACUGUAAUUGACAGCUUCAAAGGGAGUAAUUGUCAUCUAAAACAUCUAUCUAGAAAAUAAAAGGUAGUUCACUACCAACUUUAAAAUGAAUCUUUGCUAAGACAACUGAAGCCUAUUCUAAGGCCUGAAUUUACAUACAGUCCCCUCCAAAGGUAUUUGAACAGCAAGGCUAAUUCCUUUGUUUUUGCAAUACACUGAAUACAUUAGGGGUUGCGAUAAAUAUAUGAACAGGGACAAGGCUUCUGCAUUUUUUUAUUUCCUGAUAUUUAGAUGUGUCAAAUUACUUGGAGCAUAGCACCUUUCAUAUCAGACCACCCAAAUCUUUAGGUGAGCAAAAGUAUUGGAACAGCGAGUAAGUAAAUGAAAGUAAAUAACACUUAAUAUUUGGUAGCAUAUCUGUGGCUUGAAAUAACUGCAUCAAGCCUGCCACCCAUUGACAUCACCAAACUGUUGGAUUCUUCUUUUGUGAUGCUUUUCCAGGCUUUUACUGCAGCCUCUUUCAGUUUCUGGGUUUUUUUCCCUUUAAUCUCCUCUUCAGGAGGUGAAAUGCAUGCUCAAUUGGGUCUAGUGAUUUGACUUGGCCAGUCUAAAACCUUCCACUUUUUUGUUGUGUUGGCAGUGUGUUUUGAGUCAUUGCCUUGCUGCAUGAUGAAGUUCCACCCAAUUGAAUUGGAUUUUUGCAUUUCUCCGUAAACUGGCGGACAGAAUGUUUUUGUAGAUCUCUGAAUUCAUCCUGCUGCUACCAUCAUAAGUUACAUCAUGACACUUCCUCCGCUGUGUUUCACAGAUGAGCCUUUUCAUCGCUUUGGUAGAGGUUAAUCUAGGUCUCAUCAGUCAGUUUGCAAAUUGGAAUCUUGCCUAAUUACUCUUACUACUGAGGAGUGGUUUACAUCUUGUGGUAUAGCCUCUAUAUUGCUGCUCUCUAGGCCUUCUUCAAACAGUUAAUGGUUGGCAUUUAUAUAGCGCCUUUAUCCAAAGCUCUGUACAAUUGAUGCUUCUCAUUUGAUUGAGAUACCUUCACCCCUGCCCUCUGGAGAUGUUUGUGAUGUCACUGACUGAUGUUUUCAGGUUUUUCUACACAGCUCUCAACAUUCACAAUGUUUCUGUCAUUUUCCUUGGUCGACCUGUUCAAUGUAAAUGGUAAUGGUAAAUGGUUGGCAUUUAUAUAGCGCUGUACAAUUGAUGCUUCUCAUUCACUCAUUCAUACACACACUCACACACCGAUGGCGAUUGGUUGCCAUGCAAGGCGCCGACCAGCUCUUCAGGAGCAUUUGGGGGUUAGGUGUCUUGCUCAGGGACACUUCGACACAGCCCGGGCGGGGGAUCUAACCGGCAACCCUCCGACUGCCAGACAACUGCUCUUACUGCCUGAGCCAUGUCGCCCCUCUAAUGUCUCUAAUGUCUUUCUUUUUCAGGACAUUCCAAGUUGUUGUACAAGCUAUUCCCAAUGCUUGUGCAAUGGAUUUCCCCUUUUUUCUAAGCUUCAAAAUGGUGUGCUUUUCACCCAAAGACAGUUCUGGUCCUCAUGUUGGUUUAUCUUUUCUAACACAAAUGCAGUCUUCACAGGCAAAACACAAGGCUAAAACCAACAGUAGACAUUCAGUACUAUUUAUUGUUUAACCAAUCAAUCUAACAGGACACAUCUGGGCAACAAGAGAACUGUCAGUCACAUGUUCCAAUACUUUUGCUGACGUAAUAAAUUGGUGGUCUGACACAAAAGGUGAUAUGUUCUAAGUUGUUUAACAAAUCUUGACGAAAAUACCAGGAAAUAAAAUCUGAAGUUCGGAUCUCUCGUACACCUUUUGGCCUCAAAUUCAAUGUCUUCAGUGUAUAGCUGAAACAAAGUAAUUAACCUUGCUGUUCUAAUACUUUUGGAGGGGAUUGUAUUUGUCCACUUUAAAACAGAUUUGCCUUUUCCCAGAUUUAUUCUGGAUUGUUCUGUAGAAUAGAAUGUUAUUGAAAGUGAUUAUAUUUUGCUUUACUUCAGAGCUAUGGAAUGCCCACUUCAUUAUAUAAUCUAAACAAAGUAUCAAAUGAUGGCUGUGCUUGAUCUGUGGAAAUUCAAGUAAUUGCACUAUACUGAACAGAUCUGAACUGUUUUUUAAUACUCCAAGAAUUUGUUAAAGGGGAAUUCCACACAAAAAUUAAAAAACAGAAAAUGCAUAAGAAUAGCUUAAGAAUAGUUGGUCCAAUUUAAUGUGACACAUCCAGCUGUGUAUUGCAGAAACUAGGAUGAUGAUCAUGACAAUUUCUAUGGGCUGAUCAUUUGAGGUGGGAUUAUGCUUUAAAUAUGGAUAUUUAACAGAAAGCUCAUUUAGGGUGCUGAUUAAAAGCUUGUGGCAAGGUAUUUGGUUGAACUAACUAAAGAAAUGUCUUGUUCAUUCCGGAUUGUCUAUUGCCAGUGAGAGUAAUUGUUUUUGUAACAGUGUGACACGCUUCUUUAUUGUUCACUGGCGGCCAAUACAUGUAAAUGUCACUCUUUGUUGAUAUACAUUUAAGAAACUAAAGCAUAUCUACUCAUUGACUGAUUUGGAAUAGUGUACUGUAAGACCUGUUAAAUUAAAUGUAGCCUGAUGCGCAGUUUAAUGCUAAUUAACCUCAUUUUAAUAUUUCAUAAUAUACAUUUCUGGCAUUGUACAGUGCACUUGGGCAGGACAAUAUGGAUACAAGAUCCUUAAUGGUUCAAUUAACGUAGGUUUGAAAUGAUACCGAUAUUGAUGCCUAUUCAGACAUGGGUUUCAAUCAUUGAUUAUUGCUCAGUGUCAGUCAUAUCAGAUCUAGUAGAUUGUAGCUACAGUCUACCAGUGGCAGUAAUUUAAGGAACGGCUUUAAAUACACAGGGUUCCUCAUGAAAAUACGGUAACAUUUUGCUGAGGAGCCUGAGGUGACUGAAGGGUGGUUUUGAGCAACUAUACCCUGUCAAAGACCCUCUGGGUUGGCUGUAUUAAGGAGAUCCCGUAGAAAGGCCUUUUUUAAGUGUUUCACAUUUCAUUUGGGAACACAGCACUAGCUUUGUCUCAGGUUUUGUAUCCAUCCCAUUUCUCCCAGCGGCUGUGGUUUAAAAAGUUUAAGAACUUUUAAUACAGCUACAAGUGUUAUUGGGAUUCUACCCAAGGAAUAAAAAGUACAAGAAA
Messenger RNA from Conger conger (European conger), 4544 nucleotides. It is a transcript of the gene mims1b, whose product is annotated as family with sequence similarity 210 member Ab. Bases 179 to 1021 code for a protein of 280 amino acids. The record is from RefSeq and is a predicted model, not a curated record. Lineage: Eukaryota; Metazoa; Chordata; Actinopteri; Anguilliformes; Congridae. The transcript has 5 exons. Gene Ontology annotation, cellular component: mitochondrion.